GCUUUAUUUUAUUAAUUUUUUUUAUAGGCUACGUUUUUUUAUUCUCAUGGAAUAGUAACGUAGAUGGCGCCUCUAUAGAAGCUGUUUCCCAUCUGGCUUCGUCAGUACAACCGGAAACAGCCCAGAACCUAACAACAAAAAAUGAUACUAACUCGUUUAAUGGAUCAACAACGAACUCAACAACACUUAAUUUGUUGCAAAAUGAAAAUAACACCACCUUAAGAAGAAACAGUUCAAAGGUAGAAGCAGCAACAGAAGCUGCAUCUCGUACUGAUUCUGAAAUCCAUAAUGCUACUGUUACCAUUAGUAAAAAUGCUACCAACAUAAUUGCUAAUCAAGAUGUCUUAAACAAAUUUAGAUUAAAGACUGAAGGAGAUUCUAAAAAUCGGGUCGUAGAAAAUAUAACUUCUCUCACAAAUGAAACAAAUUUGGAAAAUAAUCCAAAAGUAAGUCGUUCCAGUGAUGAAAACCUAUCAGCACCAUCACCGACCUCUAAAGAGUCUGUACUUGAUCACUCAGGAAGAAAUAUAUCAAACGAAGAAAACUUAGUGGAUAGCCGUUCAGGAAAACCUAUAUCCAAAAGUGGAUUUGAUAGGAUAGACAGCAGCAGAUCAAUUGACAUCAAAAAAUAUAUUUCGUCAGAAUUCCAUAAUAAAAAUAAUGUCUACAAACUACCACUCUCUGAAGAAACGCAAAGGUUUCUGUCAUUCGAAUCAGAACAUCCUAGCAAAGACUCGGAUAGUUACGAAAGUACCGAAGCCACAGUGACAACAACAUUGUCUGGAUCAUCCAGUGACUCCAAAGAUCAUUUGAAUGAUUCCGAUUCCGCGAGUGCGAGCAUCCGAAACCCCGAUCAUUCCCUCGACGACUUCUUUGACAGACCCACAAACUCGACGAAACGGAAAAUCGAAAUCACAAAAGUUAAAAACGUACAUCACAAUGACACGGAAGACGAGAACGGAAUAUAUUCCAGAAAGGUUUCAAUAGAGAGAACAAGCGUGAACUAUCACAUGACGUUCAAUGACACCGAAAUAUUGGACGACGAUGAUCAUGAUUCCAAAGAAGAAAAAGAUUCAUCAAGCAACAGCGAAAACAGCAACUCAAUUAAAACCGGUGAAUCGGACGAGAAACAAGAUACUGGCGACGAAAACAAUUCCAAAGAGGUUGAAUCGGAAGUUGUACAGAACAUUACGACUAAAUCAACAAUACCGUAUGAUCUUCCACCCAAGCAAGCAGUGCUUAACAAAAACGAAUCCCGCACAACAGUCCUCACCAACAGCAUAGUAGAAUCUAAACUUAAAAAUAUUAAAAAGGACCCGUUUAUCCCAACGUAUUCCCCAACGAGUGAAGAUGAACCGAACAAAGAACGCAUUGAUCAGUAUCUUCUUACUGACACCAACAAACCAAUUCUUAUCGAAAAGAGAGGUAGAAUCAUAGGAAAUUCAAACAAUACCAGAAGUGCAAGCAGUGAAAGUACCACAAGAAAUUCAUCCAACAAAAUAGACAAAGUAAAUGAAAAUGAAAACGUUAUCUCUUAUUUAGGAUCGACCACAACAAAACCACUGCAAAACAUCAAAACGAAUAGUGAUAUGAACGAAACAGAAACCAAUCACUUUAUUUCAAAGUACAAGAAGGAUUUGGUUACAGAACCAGUAACUAAUAAUUAUAUAAACAGCGAUCUUGAUUCUGGCAAAACAACUACCACAAAAAUUGGCGUUACUGCAACUCCUGUUAAUGCUACUGUAGAAAAUAACAGAGUCGAUAUUAAAACUCAUAAUUUGAUAACGAUAACCACAGGAAAUGCAACUACUACUUUACCAUUAAACCACCCUACAUCAACAGAAUCACCUCCUGUUACUGUCAACGAUACGAACGAUAGGAAUUAUGAAACCACCUCCAUGAUAUCGACAACUACACUGGAACCAGAAGUUACAUCUACAGAAAUAACUACAGUUUCGGACAGGAGUACAUUUGAACAAUCUGAAGAACAAUGGUCAUCAUCGACGUUAACCACAACCGUUGAUGAUGGGAUAUUUAGCUACACAACUGCAGAUACUGAUACACCCAGCACCACUGCUACCAGCGAAGACACCACGAUUAUUACCAAUGGAAGUACAACCAUUCUUACAUCGACACCCAAUGUAGACAUUCGUAGCUCUUCUGAAAUAGACGAAGCGACGGUUUCGUACACCACACAAAUUUCCGUUUCUUCGUCAUUUUCUGUAUCGGCUGGCAAAAAAGUAAACGUUACAUUAAGCAAGGAAACCCUUGAAGACGUGGAUGGUAGCAAAGAUGAGAUUGAAAGUAAGGAAGUCAUCGAUGACGAUGAUGACGAUAUCUAUGACGCUCCAACCACCGUUUCUUCAUCAAACGAUUUGUUCAGCAUCGAUAAAGAUCAUGUUGGCAACGACACAUGGGCCAAAUAUGAAAAUAACACAGAAGAGCGUGCUGUAAGGCAUAAUUCUACAUCAACUCUGCCAACUACUAUAGAAAUAUUACAUGUGGCUUCUGUUGGUUCUCAUCAGACGACCUACACCCCGGAAACGUUCCAACCAGACCAUAGCUAUCAAACACCACAGUUGAUAGAGAACGGUGCUAGGAACGUAGGGGCUUUUACUGAAAUUGAAGAACCUUUCGAAGCAACAACUAUCGCAGGAAGCCAUGAAAUGGGCUCGAAUAUGGACGGAAAUGGCGCCACUAUUGCUGCAAUUGUCAUCUCUUGCAUUGGUGCAGUUUGUCUCUUACUUUUGGCAGGAUUGUUGAUAAUUAUUAAAAGAAGACACAAACGUUUUAACUAUGGACAGAGGUGUACUCCUGUCAGUUUAGAUGCGUACAGUGUGGACAACGUCUCUGUGUACAAUAGCGUUAGCAGAAGAAAAGGUAUUGCUCGAGCCAGUAAGCGAUCUUAUGGAAACCCUGCUUUUGAUGACUCGGUAUGUUAAAUUUUGUCAAAGUAUGAC
Molecule: messenger RNA, 2960 nt
Organism: Agrilus planipennis (emerald ash borer)
Lineage: Eukaryota; Metazoa; Arthropoda; Insecta; Coleoptera; Buprestidae
Product: flocculation protein FLO11
Exons: 2
Coding region: 1011-2942 (643 amino acids)
Source: RefSeq, a predicted model, not a curated record